Messenger RNA from Zerene cesonia (dogface butterfly), 1150 nucleotides. It is a transcript of the gene Prpk, whose product is annotated as EKC/KEOPS complex subunit TP53RK. NCBI's taxonomy places the organism in Eukaryota, Metazoa, Arthropoda, Insecta, Lepidoptera, Pieridae. Gene Ontology annotation, cellular component: EKC/KEOPS complex; nucleus; cytosol. Gene Ontology annotation, molecular function: protein serine/threonine kinase activity; ATP binding. Gene Ontology annotation, biological process: protein phosphorylation. The transcript has a single exon. The record is from RefSeq and is a predicted model, not a curated record. The coding region runs from base 407 to 1114 and encodes 235 amino acids.
GAGUUAUCAUAUUUUUUUGUUAAUUACAUAAUGUUAAUUACCUACCCUGUAUUAGAAAUAUAUUAUUCUAUUCUUAUUUUAAUGAAUAUUAAUAUCGAUAUAAAACGAUCAGUUUUAUUUUUGAAUAAUUCGUAUGGUAAUGAACAUACUCCAUACUCUUGAUAUCUGACAUUGACAAGUGACAACAUACAAAUGCCAAAAACCGUAGAUGUGCGUGUGACUUGACGGCAAAUUUGUAAACAUACAUUACUUAUUCUCAUAAAUACCUGGAAAGUAAUUAGAUUAAAAAUAUAAAGCAUUAUUUUUCGAUGAUGAUCUCCAGUCAAUGCUAAGUAUACAUACAAGGUCUUAACACGCACCGUGCUGUAUGUUCAAUAAACCGUAAAGGUAACUAGGUUAUUUUAUAAUGUGUGAAGAAUUGAAAGUACUAAAACAAGGGGCAGAAGCGAAGUUGUAUAUUUGCAAUUAUUUAGGAAAACCUACGUUAAUAAAAGAAAGAUUUAAGAAGAACUACAGGCACCCUGAUCUAGAUGAAACCAUAACUAAAGAAAGAAUAAAAAAUGAAGCAAGAUCCAUCGUGCGUGCUAAAGCAGCAGGAGUUAGGACUCCAACUUUAUAUUUAGUCGAUUUCGAGCGACGACGUAUUUAUAUGCAGCAUUAUGAAAAUAGUAUCACAGCAAAAGAUUUGAUCAUACAAAUAAAAAAAAUGGAAACAGACAAUAUUGCCAGCCUCGAUGCUGUUGCCCGAAGUAUAGGUGAAACAGUUCGGAAAUUGCAUGAUAACAACAUUAUUCAUGGUGAUUUGACUACUUCUAAUAUAUUGCUUGUUGAAAAAAAUCCCAGUUCAAGUGAAUUAAGAUGGCUUGAUCAUGACAAUAUUGAGAUAGUUAUGAUUGACUUUGGCCUAUCUCAUGUGGAUUCAAGUGCUGAAGAUAAGGGUGUAGACUUAUAUGUGCUAGAAAGAGCCUUAAUUAGUACACACAAUGAUUGUCCUGAUCUAUUUUCGAAAAUCUUUGAUGCUUAUAAAGGUUAUAGUAAAAGUAACAUAAAGGAAAUUAUAAGUAAGUUUGAAGAAGUAAGAGCCAGGGGAAGGAAGCGAACUAUGGUUGGAUAACAUAUUAUAUUAUUGUAUUAAAUAUUUUAUAAGUUA